ACAUGUUCCUUUAAUUGCACAAACUCUGCAGAUUCUAAUAAUUUUGCAGAGGGUAUUAAGACUUCCGUCGUCUUCUUCAAAGAUGGGCCAUUCGUUGUCUUCCUCAGGAAUCGAGUGCUGAGAGCUUAUUGCUCCAAAGCUACUUGGGUGGUGGAAGAUGAUUCUGGAACUUCCAAAAGGAUGUCUAAUACACUUCCCUCAUUACACGUGUCUUCAAAUGUUGAGACAAGUCACGGGAAGAUAAAACUGGACUUGGCAGGAGAAGGAUUUUUACCUUCACUUACCACGGCUCAUGCAAUUUCGGACAUCAUUAAAGGGCAUUACUCUCAGCCGUGGUCUUCGUGGAAAAAGAUACCAGAUGCUACUAGGAAAUUUUGGUGGGAAAAGUUCAAAAGCAAAUAUCAGUUUUUUCCUCCAGAUCUUUAUUGGACUCGAAAAAAUUUUGAGAGGCGAGGUGUGGCAUUACUAAAAAGCUUGUUGGGAAAAGCUCGUGCAAGUCGUGUCAAACCUCAAUGGAUAGAAGAUGAUGUGUGGAAUUCUCUCUGUGCUUGUUGGAAUACUGACACUGGGUUUCUAGAAAAGAGCGCGCAAGGCAAGUCAAAUCGAGCAUCUAGUUGCAGAGGAUUUGGAGCGGCUCUUCAUACUGCUGGCCCAAUUUCCGUUACCCAACACAAAAUUAAUAUGGUGAUGUUAUAGAAAAAUUUAGAUCUUUUAUGUUAUAAUUUUAUACACUUCAAUUGGUAGUUGAUACUCAUAGUUUUUUAAUUUAUAUGUUUGGUAGAAAAAAUCAUUAAAGAGGACUCUAACACAGUUAGAAUUGUUUGCGAAGACCCACAAACACAAGGAUGAGACACGGGUGGAUAAGAAAUCAAAACAUAUUGAGGUGAGUCUAUUUUAAUCAAAAGAUAUAUCUCUCCCUUCGUAUAUAUUAUUUUAAUAUUGCAUUGGGGCUAGUGUUUCAGCUCAUAGGGCUGUUCUGUUAUUUUUUAUCAACAUAUAUGCCCCCUCUGUAGUUGUAAUAUGAUGAUAUUUGCAUUCCCUAUAAAUAUUACAACUACAGAGGGGGCAUAUAUGUUGAUAAAAAAUAACAGAACAGCCCUAUGAGCUGAAACACUAGCCCCAAUGCAAUAUUAAAAUAAUAUAUACGAAGGGAGAGAUAUAUCUUUUGAUUAAAAUAGACUCACCUCAAUAUGUUUUGAUUUCUUAUCCACCCGUGUCUCAUCCUUGUGUUUGUGGGUCUUCGCAAACAAUUCUAACUGUGUUAGAGUCCUCUUUAAUGAUUUUUUCUACCAAACAUAUAAAUUAAAAAACUAUGAGUAUCAACUACCAAUUGAAGUGUAUAAAAUUAUAACAUAAAAGAUCUAAAUUUUUCUAUAACAUCACCAUAUUAAUUUUGUGUUGGGUAACGGAAAUUGGGCCAGCAGUAUGAAGAGCCGCUCCAAAUCCUCUGCAACUAGAUGCUCGAUUUGACUUGCCUUGCGCGCUCUUUUCCCCGGUGUCAGUAUUCCAACAAGCACAGAGAGAAUUCCACACAUCAUCUUCUAUCCAUUGAGGUUUGACACGACUUGCACGAGCUUUUCCCAACAAACUUUUUAGUAAUGCCACACCUCGCCUCUCAAAAUUUUUUCGAGCCCAAUAAAGAUACGGAGGAAAAAACUGAUGUUUGCUCUGGAUAAUCAACACAAGCAAGAAUAAUUAUAAGUUGAUAUAUAUAUUAUAUUUUUCAAACUUAGAAUUAAUUCUUAAUCUACCAAAGAUUACAUGUUUCUCUAAAACCUACUUUGAACUUUUCCCACCAAAAUUUCCUAGUAGCAUCUGGUAUCUUUUUCCACGAAGGCCACGGCUGAGAGUAAUGCCCUUUAAUGAUGUCCGAAAUUGCAUGAGCCGUGGUAAGUGAAGGUAAAAAUCUGUAGAUAUUACUUAAUAUCAAUCGGAAUACAAUAUAAGAGGUUAACUUCAAAAAAUAAAAUUAUUGUAGUCUUGUAUGGUGUUAAGGAAGUAAACCUAGAAUGAUAAGGUCCUGUUCUAAUAGUAAAAACAGAAUAAAUUUAUCCUAAAUCCAAAAAAAUUGUUAAGGAAGUAAAUCUAUCCCCACAAAACACAAAACAAAAUCUGUUGAUGACAACAGAUCAAGCACCAGAGUGAAAUCUUCUUAUAGUGGAUAUCAAUAAAUUAAUGAACAAUGGUAUAUUAUAAAGCAGUUUGUCAUGGUUAAAUGUUAAAUAUAUUAAAAAAUACAAAAUUAGGGGAAACUCAAGAGUCAUUUGUAAUUACCAAAAAAUGCUAUAAUACCCUUAAAAACUACUAAUAACUAAUCAGAAAUAUAUAUCAUUGAUAUUGAGAUAUAAUAAUAACUAAUAAGACCCAUUCAAAACAAAUUAAUAAAGAUUUUCAGGAUCUAUUUAUUUUUUAAGAAAUAAUAAUUAAUUUUUUAUUCAAUCAUUAUAUUCUUUAUUAUUUAUAUCUGAAUAAAUAUCUAUUUUCUUAUUCUAUUAAUAAGUAGUUUAAUUGUUAUGUACAUUUAUUCUAUAUAAACAUACCCUUCUCCUGCCAAUUCCACUUUUAUCUUACCGUGACUUGUCUCAACAUUUGAAGACACGUGUAAUGAGGGAAGUGUAUUAGACAUCUGCAUAAUUUCAAAUAAAAUAAGCACCAACAUGUAUUAUUAAAUCAAAUAAAUGGUUUUUCAGGAAAAUACCCUUUUGGAAGUUCCAGAAUCAUCUUCCACCACCCAAGUAGCUUUGGAGCAAUAAGCUCUCAGCACUCGAUUCCUAUAGAAAGAACGAUUAAACAAUCAGCCCCUAAGAGGCUGAGACAAAUAGAAAGAAAGGAAGAAGAAGAAGACAACUUACCUGAGAGGAAGACAACGAAUGGCCCAUCUUUGAAGAAGACGACGGAAGUCUUAAUACCCUCUGCAAAAUUAUUAGAAUCUGCAGAGUUUGUGCAAUUAAAGGAACAUGUUCAUUAUAUUAUAUAGGAAAGAACUGAUACAGUAUCAUCUUCUAGUUAGAGAGUUCCACGGUAGCAUUGUAUGCCGAAAAAGGUUGAAGGAAAAGAAUAAUGAGUUGAACACUCAGUCCAAAACAAAUAUUUCAACAAUAAAAAAAUCACAUUAUUGAAGGUUAAUGUCUAACAAGACCUAAUUACAAUAUAAUUACAAUAUAUUACUUUGUAUGUUCUAAUUA
Messenger RNA from Arachis stenosperma, 3185 nucleotides. RefSeq lists its product as uncharacterized. The coding region runs from base 181 to 696 and encodes 171 amino acids. The record is from RefSeq and is a predicted model, not a curated record. Lineage: Eukaryota; Viridiplantae; Streptophyta; Magnoliopsida; Fabales; Fabaceae. The transcript has 5 exons.